GAUUGCUACAUUCUCCAUCAUGAACCAACUCCCCUUCCUUAGAUUCUCAUUGUCACCCCAACAUAUCCGUAUCCCGAAGUUCCACAGGGUUUUUAUUCAUCUCUAACUAGUUAAUCUUUUUGCCUUGGGGUUUUAGUGAAGUGGCCAUUCUCAUUCAUUGGCUGAGAUACUUACGGGCAGUGCACGAAAUUAUUAAUCUUUCUGGUUCAACAACUUAAGUCUAGAGCCUAUCACAUCUCACAUCAGCAAAUAAACACCAGGGAGGGGAAAAAAAAAAGAAACACACUAAGCGGAUAGAUGAAUGGGCCAAUCCUGUGGCUGAGGAGAGUAUUUCCUCUCUUUUCUUUGUUAGCCUAAUAGGUGAGGAUUGUGGUAAGAGAUUUUAAAAGCACCUGAGAAAGCAGUGACAAGUAGUGACUGCUCUGAGUUCACAUAAGUCUCAAGCAGCUUUGACUUUUCCCUAAAGAGUCAGGAGGGACCCUAACAAGUCUGGUUUAGAUGGAGGAGAAGAGUAAGAAGGACCACCGGGCUCUGCUCAACCAAGGAGAGGAGAAUGAACUGGAGGUGUUUGGUUACCGGACCCAGAAUCUUCGCAGAGCCCUGUGCCUUAUAACAACCAUGCUGACAUGUGGGGUUCUUCUGCUGGUGUUCUACUGGAAGCCCCAGUGGAGAGUGUGGGCUAAUUGCAACCCAUGCCCUUUGCAAGAAGCAGACACUGUUUUGCUAAGAACAACGGAUGAAUUCCAAAGAUAUACGAGGAAGAAGGUUAUAUGCCUCUACUUAGCGACACUGAAGUUUCCUAUAAGCAAGAACCCAGAAGAACCCUUGGUGGCUGACCGUCACUCUGUCAUUAACCAUGCGGUAUUGAAGCCAGAAUUAAAACUGCGAUAUAUCCAAGUGCGGAAAAUCAGGUAUGUUUGGGACUACUUGGAGAAGAGGUUUCAGAAAGUCGGCCUGCUGGAAGACAGCAACUCCUGCUAUGAUAUCCACCACACGUUUGGACUGGGCCUGACCAGUGAAGAGCAAGAGGUCAGAAGAUUAGUGUGUGGGCCCAAUGCCAUUGAGGUAGAAAUCCAGCCCAUAUGGAAGCUGCUUAUUAAACAGGUUUUAAAUCCAUUCUACGUGUUCCAAGCCUUUACCCUAACUUUGUGGCUGUCUCAAGGUUACAUAGAAUACUCUGUGGCCAUCAUCAUCUUGUCUAUUAUCUCCAUUGUCUUAAGUGUGUAUGAUUUGCGACAGCAAUCAGUGAAGCUGCACAACCUUGUGGAGGAUCACAACAAAGUCCAGGUUACAGUCAUGGUAAAGGACAAAGGUUUGCAGAAGCUGGAAUCCCAUCUCUUGGUUCCUGGGGAUACUCUUAUUCUUCCAGGAAAAACUUCAUUGCCAUGUGAUGCUAUCCUGAUUGAUGGAAGCUGUGUGGUGACUGAAGGCAUGCUCACAGGAGAAAGCAUACCUGUCACAAAGACGCCACUGCCCCAUACGGAGAACACCGUGGCCUGGAAAUCCCACAGCUUGGAGGACUAUCGGAAACAUGUCCUUUUCUGCGGGACAGAAGUUAUCCAGGUCAAGCCGUCUGGGCAGGGGCCAGUGAGAGCAGUUGUUUUGCGAACAGGUUACAAUACUGCCAAAGGGGACUUGGUGAGAUCCAUCCUCUAUCCCCGACCUCUGAACUUCAAGCUAUACAAUGAUGCCUUCAAGUUUAUAGUGUUCCUGGCCUUCCUUGGCAUUGUGGGUUUCUUCUAUGCCCUUGGUGUAUAUAUGUACCACGGAGUUUCUCCAAGAGACACGGCAACCAUGGCCCUGCUUCUCCUCACCGUGACUGUCCCUCCUGUGCUACCAGCUGCCCUGACCACAGGAAUCGUGUAUGCACAAAAGAGGCUGAAGAAAAAGAAAAUCUUCUGUAUUUCCCCACAGAGAAUCAAUAUGUGUGGACAAAUAAACCUCGUGUGCUUUGACAAAACUGGCACUCUUACGGAAGAUGGGCUGGACCUCUGGGGGACGGUCCCUACUGCUGACAACUGUUUUCAGGAAGUGAAUAGCUUUGCCUCAGGCAAGGCUUUGCCAUGGGGCCCGCUGUGUGCUGCCAUGGCCAGCUGCCACUCUCUCAUCCUUCUCAAUGGGACCAUCCAAGGAGACCCACUGGACCUCAAAAUGUUUGAGGGCACUGCCUGGAUAAUGGAAGAUUGCGAUGCAGACUACCGCACAUUUGGGAUGCCAGGUUCAAACAUAAUAAUAAAGCCAGGACCAAAAGCCAGUUGGAGUCCCGUGGAAGCCGUAGCCAUCUUGCGCCAGUUUCCAUUUUCCUCAAACCUGCAGAGGAUGUCUGUGGUCGCUCAGGUGGCAGGGGAGGAUCACUUCCAUGUGUACGUGAAGGGUGCCCCGGAGACGCUGGCCAAGUUCUGCAAGUCUGAAACAGUACCCAAGAAUUUCCCACAGGAACUCAGGAAAUACACAAUACAAGGCUUCCGUGUCAUUGCUUUUGCCCAUAAAGGCUUGAAGAUGAAGAAGCUUUCAGAAGUAGAGAAUUUAGCCAGAGAGAAGGUGGAGUCAGACUUGUCAUUUCUGGGACUUCUCAUAAUGGAGAAUCGCUUGAAAAAAGAAAGCAAGUCAGUCUUGAAGGAACUGCAUGAAGCCUGCAUCAGGACCGUGAUGAUUACUGGUGACAACCUUCAAACAGCGAUUACUGUGGCAAAGAAUUCUGAAAUGAUUCCUGGAGGAAGCCAAGUGAUCCUUGUUGAAGCCAAUGAACCAGAAGAUUUUGUUCCUGCCUCUGUGACUUGGCAGCUGGUUGAGAACCAGGAGAAUGGACCAGAGAAGAAUGAAACCUGCGUUAACAUUGGGAACAUUUCGGUGCCUGAUGGAGCGAGAGGGAGCUGUUACCAUUUUGCAAUGAGUGGGAAAUCCUACCAAGUGAUAUUUCAGCAUUUCAACAGCUUGCUUCCAAAAAUCCUGGUGAAUGGAACCAUUUUUGCAAGAAUGUCUCCUGGGCAGAAAUCUAGUCUUAUUGAAGAAUUUCAGAAAUUAAAUUACUACGUGGGCAUGUGCGGAGAUGGAGCUAAUGACUGUGGGGCUUUGAAAAUGGCUCAUGCAGGCAUUUCACUGUCAGAGCAGGAGGCAUCUGUGGCCUCCCCUUUCACCUCGAAAAUAGCCAACAUCGCGUGUGUGCCUCAUCUCAUCAGAGAAGGCCGAGCUGCUCUGGUUUCAUCCUUUGGGGUAUUUAAAUACUUGACCAUGUAUGGCAUAAUCCAACUUAUUGGUGCAUCACUGCUCUAUUGGCAGCUACAGCUCUUUGGGAAUUACCAGUAUCUCAUGCAAGACGUAGCCAUUACCUUGAUGGUCUGUUUAACAAUGAGUUCAACUCAUGCCUACCCCAAACUGGCUCCUUACCGACCGGCAGGACAGCUCCUCUCUCCCCCUUUGCUGCUCUCAGUCUUUUUGAACACCUGUUUCACCUGCAUUGUGCAAAUCUGUGCAUUUCUCUAUGUGAAGCAGCAGCCCUGGUAUUGUGAGGUCUACAGAUACAGUAAGUGCUUUCUGGACAACCAAAGUAAUUUCUCAAUGAAUAUGAGUUUGGAGAGAAAUGGGACUGAAAAUGCAACGCUGAUUCCUGGUUCAGUUUUAAGUUUUGAGAGUACCACACUGUGGCCCCUCACCACCAUCAACUGUAUCACAGCAGCGUUUAUCUUCUCUAAGGGAAAGCCAUUUCGAAAACCCAUCUACACAAACUAUAUAUUCUCAUUUCUGCUGAUAUCUGCCUUGGGCCUCACAGUUUUCAUUCUGUUUUCUGACUUUCAAGAUAUAUAUCGUGGAAUGGAGUUCAUCCCAACACUGACCUCAUGGAGGGUUUCGAUUUUGGUGGCAGCCCUCACCCAAUUCUGUGUGGCCUUCCUCGUAGAGGAUUUCAUCCUUCAAAAUCGAAAGCUCUGGCUAUGGAUCAAAAAAGAAUUUGGAUUCUAUUCUAAAAGUCAAUAUAGGCACUGGCAAAAAACGCUGGCAGAAGAUUCCACCUGGCCUCCCACAAACAGAACGGAUUAUUCAGGCGAUGGUGAAAAUGGAUUCUACAUCAACCGUGGCUAUGAAAGCCCUGAACAGAUUCCAAAAGCGAAACUCGAGAUGGAAGGCCAAACCACAGAACAGCAUUUUUGGACCAGGCUGUAAUCAGAAUUAUUGUCAUAUGGGGUUAACAGCAUCCUUGCUCCCAGAAACUAACAUAUUGUGGAGAGGUGAUGACAGUCUACCUCUACCUUUCUUUAUCCAUCAGAGAAUUCAAGGUGCAUUUCUCGAUGUAUUGAACCUUGCAAAAAAGAACCUUAAAUAUGCUUAUUUUGACUGUAUCCUCCACUACUGAGGGAAAAACAUGAACUUCCUCGAUUGUCUUUUUUUUUUUCCUUAAUAUUGCAUACCAUUAUCCUGGCGGAAAUGCCCAAGCUUUUAUGGUAGUGAAAUUAGUGGUAUGAACAUCAGUAGAAGGAAAAUUCAAGAAGAGUUUGGUCUUUGAAAGUUUCACCAAUAUAUCUUUAAUUCACAGACAAAUAAAAGAAUAUGGGGGGAAAAAGUCUUUCUAUCAAUAAAUUAUCACAAGUUUACUGAACCUUA
This is a messenger RNA of Acinonyx jubatus (cheetah), 4596 nucleotides long. It is a transcript of the gene ATP13A5, whose product is annotated as ATPase 13A5. NCBI's taxonomy places the organism in Eukaryota, Metazoa, Chordata, Mammalia, Carnivora, Felidae. The record is from RefSeq and is a predicted model, not a curated record. Gene Ontology annotation, molecular function: ATP binding; P-type ion transporter activity; ATPase-coupled monoatomic cation transmembrane transporter activity. The transcript is spliced from 30 exons. The coding region runs from base 499 to 4158 and encodes 1219 amino acids. Gene Ontology annotation, cellular component: late endosome membrane. Gene Ontology annotation, biological process: polyamine transmembrane transport; intracellular calcium ion homeostasis.